Rattus norvegicus (Norway rat) is the source of this 7848-nucleotide messenger RNA. It is a transcript of the gene Rab11fip1, whose product is annotated as RAB11 family interacting protein 1. The transcript is spliced from 6 exons. Lineage: Eukaryota; Metazoa; Chordata; Mammalia; Rodentia; Muridae. Gene Ontology annotation, biological process: regulation of hormone levels. The coding region runs from base 48 to 3617 and encodes 1189 amino acids. Gene Ontology annotation, molecular function: small GTPase binding. Gene Ontology annotation, cellular component: recycling endosome; cytoplasmic vesicle; cytoplasm. The record is from RefSeq and is marked validated.
GCAGCGGCUACCUACUGGCCUCCUAGCCGGCUGCGGCGUCCGCCACCAUGUCCCUGGCGGCCUCAGCGGGCCGGGGCCCGGGGACUAUGUGGUCCCCUACGCACGUACAGGUGACGGUGCUACAGGCACGAGGCCUGCGGGCCAAGGGUCCCGGGGGCACGAGCGACGCGUACGCGGUGAUCCAGGUGGGCAAGGAGAAGUACGCCACGUCGGUGUCCGAGCGCAGCCUGGGCGCGCCCGUGUGGCGCGAGGAAGCCACCUUCGAGCUGCCGCCGCUCCUGUCCUCCGGGACCGCGCCCGCCGCCGCCGCCGCCACCCUGCAACUCACCGUCCUGCACCGCGCGCUGCUCGGUCUCGAUAAGUUCCUGGGUCGCGCCGAAGUGGACCUGCGGGAGCUGCACCGGGACCAGAGCCGCAGGAAGAAGCAAUGGUACACCUUGAAGUCCAAACCCGGAAAGAAGGAUAAAGAGCGAGGAGAAAUCGAGGUGGACAUCCAGUUUAUGAGAAACAACAUGACGGCCAGCAUGUUUGACCUCUCCAUGAAGGAUAAGUCUCGCAAUCCGUUUGGGAAACUGAAGGACAAGAUCAAAGGGAAGAAUAAGGACAACACCUCGGACACCGCCUCGGCCAUCGUCCCCAGCACGACACCCUCGGUCGACAGCGAUGACGAGUCCUUCUCAAAAGACAAGAAGAAGAAGUCAAAGAUCAAGACUUUGUUUUCCAAGCCGAGUUUGCAGAAGACCCCGCUCUCCCAGUCCAUGUCUGUCCUGCCCACUUCCAAGCCAGACAAAGUCCUGCUGCGGCCAGGAGACUUCCAGUCCCGGUGGGGUGACGAGGGCGACAAUGAGGACGAGUCCUCCUCUGCCUCGGAGGUCAUGUCCCAAAAGCGAACAUCCAGUACAGACCAUACACAACCGAACCAGUCCAACUUCAGCCUUCCCAAGAAAGAAGGGCUCUCUUUCCUCGGUGGCCUCCGGUCCAAGAAUGACUCCCUUUCCCGGUCUAACGUCUGUAUCAACGGGAACCACGUUUACAUGGAGCAGCCAGAGGCCAAGAGUGAGAUCAGGGAGAGCAGCCCUUCUAACUCCCCCUCCCCGCAGGGCUUCAGGAAAAGGCAUUUGUUCUCGUCCACUGAAAACCUGGCUGCCCGGUCUCCUAAGGAGCCAGGGGAAGGAGGUGGCAUGUCCUCUGACAGGCGACUGUCCGACUCCUCCACCAAGGACUCCAUGAAAUCCAUGUCUUUGCCAUCCUACCGACCCCUGACCACUGCGGACAGUAGAGAGGGCUUAUCUCCAGCAAACAUGGAGGUGGCUACCAAAGAGACAAAAGACAGCAAGAAGCAGGAGAGCAAGAAGUCCUCUUUGCUUUCUCUGGUAACAGGAAAGAAAGAUGUGGCUAAAGGCAGUGAAGGCGAACCUCUUCCCCCUGUCUCAGAGAAAGAGAAGGGAAGGAAGGGUGUGCUCGUGGAAGCCCAGCUUCGGGAGGAAGAUCUGGUGAGAAGACCUGAGAAAGAUGCUGUACCUGUUGCCUCCCAAUGGGGCAGCUCCCAGAACCCCUUUGAGGACGCACAGAUCUCAGACCUGGAAGCCAGUGUGGAGUCUAAGUGUGAACCGAAACCACCAGUUCCUGUUCCAAGGACUCCCCAGACCAGAGCUGUGAAGCCUAGACUGGAAGUUUCUCCAGAGGCUCAGCCCAAAGCUAGGCUUCCUUCCUCUGACUCUGCUCCCUUUGCCGCUUUUCUCUCUAGCUCUGCUCAGGCUCCUGUCCUUUCUGACUUGAGAUGUGACUCAGAGACACAGUUCUCUGAAAGUCCUUCUGCCUCCUCUUUCUCGUCUCCCCUAGCAGCUCCUAUCUCUACAUCUACUCCAGUCGAACACUGGCCCACAGACAAGGGUGAGGCCGAUGCUGAAGAACCUUCUUUGCUCCUCAGAGCAAUCUCUAGUGUAACACCAGCGGCAAACGCUGGUUCUUCUGCCUCGAGAUCACCUUGUGAACAGCUUCCCACACCUGAGCGGAAGGGGCCGCAAGAGUCUUCAGGGGGCAAGGCCAGAGAGUCAGGCACAGGGAAGGAAGUCGGCAGUGAUGAAUCAGAAAAGAGCCUCAUUGGGCAGCAUGAAGAACUCUUGAAGAUUCCUUUCCCAGAGCGGCAUUGGGCUCUGGGUGGAAUGACUACUGCAACGUCCCCUGUUCAAGAGGAAGAGGCGGCCUCCUCAUUUCACAGUGUAAGGCCGAAGCAUCAGGAGAUGCAUCAGAAUGCCAGCGGAGGGCAAAGGAAGGCCAAGAAGCGCGUGUCUUUUUCUGAACAGCUCUUUGUGGAAGAAGAAACAGAAGGACCCACUUGGCUUGAGGAAGGGGACAAAGGUCAUCCCCAGCAGCUAUCACAGGAAGGGCCUGUUGCUUCGAGCAUGCCCAGUGCAGGUUCUCCAGAGUCUCCCCACACAGAAGGCACAGGACAGGAACCUGUGACCAUCUCUUCUGAAAGUGAGAGUUUCUUGGAAGGCCCCCAAAGUGAAGCCAGCCCAGCAAGAGGUACCCAGCUUUUGAGGGAUGAGAAGGAUGACCUCAUGGCUCCCUGUCAGAGCAAAGCCAGCGAUCAUGAGGGUUUGCUCUCUAACCCCUUGAGUGACCUCCCGUCUGCCUCAGAUUUGAAAUCUCCUAUCAUGGCCGAUCUGAGCUUGUCUCUUCCAUCCAUUCCCGAAGUGGCCUCGGAUGAUGAAAGAUUCGAUGAGACUGGAGAUGGAGGAAAGGGAGCAAGGCUGGCUGAUCUAGAAGCGGGAGUUUCACCCUUGAAUGUGUCACCUUCCAUUCUGGAGACGGCAGGGCAGACUGGUGGCAGGGCACAUGAGUCAGUGCCCGUGGAGAAUCAGUGUGACCUCAGGCCCCAAACUCCCAAAGCGGCUCCUUCUGAGCAGACAGCAGCAUUGGGAAGUCCCAAGCCACAUCUUGGCAAGAGCUCAAGUGUGAAUGAAGAGUACCCAGGCCCUGAUACUGUGGACGAAGAGAAGCUGAAGGGAAGUGGGAGGCCAGGUUCGCCUCUGGACUCUCCCGUGCGCAGCCCCUCACUCGCUGAGACCUUUCCCGCCACACACUCUUUCCCCGGCUCUCCACCUUCCGAUACUCACCACACCACUGUAGCAGAAUCUCAAAAGCAAGCGACAGCAGAUGUCUCCUCUAAUAGAGUUGAGAACUUUGGCAAGAAGAAGCCACUUCUACAAGCCUGGGUCACACCCUCAGAGAUCCAUCCAGUCCCCGCUCAGCCAAGUGCGGGAGCUGGGGCAGCCAAGCACAGGCCUCACCCCGUGAAGCCGAUGAACACAACAGCCCCCAAGAUAACAAACUCUAGCUUGGGAACCGCCACCAUCAUCAGUGAGAACCUGAUCAAUGAGGCCCUCAUGAAGAAAUACCAGCCCUCGGAUCCAGCCUUUGCCUAUGCCCAGCUGACCCACGAUGAGCUGAUCCAGUUGGUCCUCAAACAGAAGGAAACCAUCAGCAAGAAGGAGUUCCAGGUGCGGGAGCUGGAAGAUUACAUCGACAACCUGCUGGUCAGAGUCAUGGAGGAGACCCCCAACAUCCUCCGAGUGCCAGCGCAGACAGGCAAAAAGGCUGGAAAGAUGUGAACUGCGGAAGGAAACACGUCCUGUGAGCUUGUUUCUACUGCCUCUGAGCUCAAGGGUGUGGUCUGCCUAGUGACCGGCCACAGGCUCCGAUUGCCUGUCCCGUACCUCCUCUGUCAAGAGUUAAUUCUAGUUGAGACCAGGUUAAUCAUUAUAAUGAAUCUUUACUAUACAUUUCCAGCAUUUUAUUUUUAAAUGCCACUGUGCCUUUGACUAAAUUGUAAAUAUAAUAUUUGAUCCGAUGUAUUUUAACCCCAGGGUUGUUGCCCUCUGAUACUGAGAUCUUUAGGCAUGGUUCUUCCAUGAAGGUAGGCUUAGGGUGAGGCAAGAAAGAGACUGCUUUGGGCGCUGUUCCCGAUUUCUUGGCCUUUGAGCAGCCCCGGGGAGGCAGAUGCCCAGUUUUUAAUUCAGGUCAACGCCUAGGCCUCAAGGGUUGUUUGGUGAGGGUCGGUUUGAGAGACGGUGUUCUGUUCUCAAGGGGGGGAUGCCGUGUAGCCUGGGCUGCUCUAGAAUUCACUGUGUACGGAGACUAGCCUCAGAUGUCUGAUCUUCCGGCCCCCACCUCCCAAGUGCUGGGCUUUCAUCUGUGUUUGAUGCCUUCUGGCUGAAGCACAGUUGUUUACAGAAAGCCUCUGAGCGUUGCUCCUUAAGAUUUAACAUGCCUUUUACAAUUUCCACUCCCCUCUAGCCUUAAAAAUAUGAUCUUUGUGGGUGGGGAGAUAUAGCUCAGUGGGGUCACGUGAGGAUCUGCAUUUGGAUUCUUAGCACCCAUGCUGAAGCCUGCAGUAGUGGCAAUGUGUCUGGGUAGGGGGUCGGCUGGGGGAGGGCAGAGCCAGGCAGAUCUCAAGGGCUCACUGGAAACUCCAGGUUCAGUGAGGGACUGUCUUAAUAAAAUGAAAAGCUACCAUAGAUUCUGCCCUUCAUGUGGUUCCAAAGAUGUGAGCACACCCCACACACAUGUGUGUAUACACACACACACACACACACACACACACACACACACACACACACACACUGCUCUUUAGGGCCAUUUCCUGGAGACAUGAAAUAAAGAGUCACUUUUCAGCCUGGAGAGAUGGUCCAGUGGUUAAGAGCACUCACUGGCUGUUCUUCCAGAGAACCUGCAUUCAAUUCCCAGCACACACAUGGUGGCUCACCACUGUCUGUACCUCCCGUUCAAGGGAAUCUGACUGUCACACAGACAUACACCCAGACAAAGUAUCAAUACACAUUAAGUUAAAUUAAAUACAUUUUAAAAAGUCAGUGUCGGUUGGGGAUUUGGCUCAGUGGUAGAGCACUUGCCUAGGAAGCAAGGCCCUGGGUUCGGUCCCCAGCUCCGAAAAAAAGAAAGAAAAAAAAAAGUCAGUGUCUACUUCAGUAGGGAAAAUUUGUCAGCCUCCCCUCUCAGGCUACCAGGCUUCCUGUCGGCCUCUCUCCAGACUCUCGCUACAGCAGCUCUGUGAGGUAGCGAAUGAUUUUAGGAGGGUCCUUUGGUUUCCUUCCAUUUGCUUGUUCACUGAUGUUCCUGGAAGGGAGUAGACAGAGUCCAGCGACUCCUCAGGAUGAGGGAGUCUUGGGCGGGGGCUGGGCAAGUGCUCAGUGGGUAGGGCACCCCCAACCCACACUUCAGCAAUGAGUAAAAAUUGUGGCGAGCUACAAGAUGACAUUUGCUUUUUACUGCUACUUCCUGAUUUGGGGGAGCUUUGUUGCUGCUCUUUGGAGACAGGAUCUCACUGCUUCAGACUUUUCAUCUCCCUGCCUCGGCUUUUCAAAUUUCCAAAUACUGGAAUUAGAGGUAUGCCUGGUAGAUCGAUCGAUCGGUCUGUCUGUCUGUCAGUCUGUCUGCCUGCCUGUCUGUCUAUCUAUCUACACAAACACACACACAGAGCCCCUUUUUCACUAAUAGAGGGAAUUCCAUUGCUGGUCACCUCAUUCUAGAGUUAACAUGUUGUUCAUGUUUCUUCUUCCUGGUUGGUCCUAAUAAAAUCUCAUCAAAUCUUAACGUCUCUGCUAGGCAAACCGUAGACCAGUGAAGUGGAUAGGGUGGGGAUAGUGGUGGUUACCAAUGAAGAAUCCGUGUAUGUUCUUAUCACCCUGAAGGUGUGGGACAUCGGUUAUACUGGAGCACUUUAAUCUGAAGGGCAAGACUGUAACUUGAUUUAUCUAACUAGCUGUUAACGAUCCACACGUAUUCUUAUCUAAUCUCUUCAACCGUACUAGGGACCACUGCAGAUUUCUGAGAUGAUUUGUAUUUUUUUUCCUAGUGUUGUGAAAUUCAUUAAUAUGCCUAUAAAGAAAACCAUGUCCACUUGACCUCGAGAAUAAUGCACAUGUACAUUUCUGUUCUGCAUCUUUUUUUUUUUUACUUGAUAUAAAUGCAUUUUUACUGUGAUAACCCAAGUGCACUGGGGGAGGUCUCUGCUGCUACUAGGACCUUUGGUAUGUAACCAGGUCAGCUCUAGAGAGGACAUCUAGGUGAAGUGAAUUCCCAUGCUCCAAAAUGCCACUUGGGAACUCUGGAGAGUGAAGGACAGUCUACUUCAGGGGCUUUGCUGGUUUCUGCCAGCGCUGGGAAACACCGCAUUUCUAACUUUGUUGUGCCUCAGAGAGUACAUAGAGGCCACGCCUACUUAAUAACUGUUCUCGACGAUUCGCUGGGGACUGAGGAAGGAUACCAAGGAAAGCUGAGCCUGCAUUGAGCCACUGGCAGAGGUUGGUGACAGGGAGAGGCCUGGAGCUACAGAGACUUGACUUUGGCUUGUGCUCGUAGCUUCCAUUCAUGCCAACAUGAGGUGCCCUGGAGGGGCCCGCGCUCUGGAGAAAGAAGAGAAGGAUCCCUUGCCUGGCUGCCUCCAAGAAAGCCCAGCCAGGGAUUUUGGUGGAGUAGAAGGGCAUUGGACUAAAUGCCAGCAAGCUCCAUCUGGAGGACGGCUUCCUAAAACGCAGCCAGCCUCUGGCCUAAUGGUUUCCUAUCAUCUUAUUCCUGGCUUUGGCACCCGGCCUGGCCCCCCUGUUGCAUUCCAGUAUAUUACCUUUACCGUGGCCACAGAAGGAAGGAGCAAUCCCUGCCCCGUGCCGUGCUCCGCUGCUGCCCGGGUGCAUGAUAGAUGAGCUGUGUCCUUCCGGCUUCUCAGUUCCCAGGGCAGCAAGGGAGAGGCUGCUCCAUGAGGCUUCCUGGCUACUGUGUUGAGGUUAGAGUUUUCGGUCCCUGGGUUCUUCUCCGGGACAGCCGCAUCCCUGCCUUUAGAAUUGGGGAUUAAAUGCAGUGUCUUGUGCGAGCUAAUCCCAUGCUACACUCUUAGCUGGAUCCCCGCCGGCCCCCAUGUUGUGGUUUUGUCUUUGUUUUUCUCAGACAUGUUCUCUUGUGUGGCCCAGGUUAAUCUUGAGCUGAUUUAAUGGCUACUAAUGACCUUGAACUCCUGAUCCUCCUGUCUCCACCUUGCAAGUGCUGGGAAUAGCAGAGUUUGCUACCGUUCACAGCUUUUAGUUUUUUUGAGGGUGGGGGUGGGUACUAAUCCAGGAUCCUUCAAGACUGAAUAUAAAGCAGUGGCCUUAGGUAAGGAACAUGAACCCACACCAACCCCACCCCUGGGUUCUUCUACCUACUUUGGUGGCUGCUAAAUUGACUUUUACCUUCCUCCAAAGGAAGGCUCACCUAGUGGAGGCUUUUUUUGUUUUGUUUUGUUUGGUGACAUUUGGUUGGUUGAGGUUUGGGGGUUUUUUGAGGGGUUUUGUUGGUGAUGGUUUGGUUUUUUGAGACAGAGUUUCUGUGUAUCACAGCCCUGACUGUUCUGGAACUCACUCUGUACCAGGCUGGCCUCAAUCUCAGAGGUCCACCUGCCUCUGCCUCCCAGAUUAAAGGUGUGUGCGGCCACUGCCUGGCUUCAGCUGGUGAUUUUUAAUUACAGAAUUACUAUUCUCUGCUGUGUUUCCUUUAGGAAUUUUGAAUUUGGGAUUAGGUGUAUAGUUAAUACUGUGUUUGCCUUCUAUGUGUAAGGCACUAGGUUUGAUCACACAGCCCCAGGACUGUAAACUGAGCAGUGUGAUGAUCCCACCUGGAAUCCCAGCCAGCAUUUAGGAGGUGGAAUCAAGUGACCACUGCAUCUUCAGCAACAUAGGGAGGUUUAAGUCAGACUGGGAUCCACAAGACCUUAUCACAAAACAAAACAAAAACCAACAACAAUAACAAAACCCUAAGAUUCCUAACAAUAAAUAAAAUUAUACCACCUUUCAA